This is a messenger RNA of Helobdella robusta, 276 nucleotides long. RefSeq lists its product as hypothetical. The transcript has 2 exons. Lineage: Eukaryota; Metazoa; Annelida; Clitellata; Rhynchobdellida; Glossiphoniidae. The record is from RefSeq and is a predicted model, not a curated record. The annotation marks the transcript as partial.
UCAGGCAAAACAGCCCUAUCAAAUUUAUUAUCCGAAGUUACCAGCUUACAACAGGAGCCAAUUUAUAAAGCUACGAAAGGAUGUCGCAUAUUGGAGUUUGAAGUUCCCAAUCUCCAAGUUGAUGACAAAGUGACAAAAGUGGAUGUAGAAUUGUGGGACUGCAGUGGAGACACAAAAUAUUCAUCAUGCUGGCCUGCCAUGGCAAAUAACUGCCAAGGAAUACUACUUGUGUAUGAUUAUUCCAAUGUUAAUCCUAACGAACUCAAUUACUGGUAG